AUGCGUGCACUCGCCAGGAGUGUUUCGCAUAGGUGCCGCGUCACCAGCGCGCCCUCGUCGUCGUCGUGGUCCUCCGCGACGCGCGCAGUCUCCGCGACCACCUGGAACGGCACGAACGAUUCUGCGACACCUCUCGGCGACCUUUACGCCGGAUUCGCUCCCACGCGAGGGUUUUGGCAAUCUCCCGUCGCGUCGUUCGCGACGUCCGCCACCGUAUGGGAGGAUGGAGGCGCGUCUGGGUCCACGAUCCGCCCCCAACCCUCCCUCAAACCCGCCAUCUUGGUAUGUACGAGCAAGGUUGUCUCGCCGGAGCAGAGGAAGGACUACGAGGCCUGGCUCACGGAGGGUAAGACCCUGAUCGACGCGGUGCUGAAGGACAAGGACUGUCAGGCGGGACUGUCGGUACCGGCGGGUAGACGGCCGCUGCCCGAGGGAAGGUUCAGCUGGGUGCAUUUUCCAGCCGCGGGUGGCGAGGCCAAGCCCAUUCGGCGCGGGUUGAAAAAGUCGCCGCCGGACUCGUCCGAGAACGAUCGGGAGUCGUUGGAGCACGUGCGUCACAGCGGGGCACCGAACUGCGAGACCGUCGCCGUGGUGUUUCAGCGCCAGGACGACAUGGAGCGGUGGACGCACUCGAACAGACGCGCGGAGUGGCUCAAGCGGGGUGAGCGUUUCAACGGCGGAGACCCGGAUGGCGCGCUGAGGGCUCGGGCGAAUGUCAUCAUGGACGACGGGUCCCUCGGGGGUUGGCUCCCCGCGACACCGACGGGUGACUCAAAUCACGCGCCGGCGGUUCCGUCGUGGAAGGUGUACGCGGCGGUGGUGCUGGCGCAGUACCCCAUCUACGAGCUUAACAUGUUGUUGCUGCUUCCGGGGUUGGAAGCAGCGGGUGAACCUGCGGCUUGGUUCACCGGUGCCACGCAGCCCGCGCGCGGUGCGGUGGUCCAGGCUUGGUCGUCGGCGAUGGCGGUGUUUGGGACGUUGCCGUUGACGCAGAGGCUGCUCCGAUGGUACGGAUUCAUGGGCGCCAAGGGUGUCGAGGGGGGAGGGACCGCGUUUGGCACAGCCGCGACGGCGGCGACGGCGGCGGCUUCGGUUGGAGGAUUCUACCUCGCGCAGCCGCACAUAAACGCAAUCGUCGAGGCAAUAUCCGGCGGCGGUUGA
This is a messenger RNA of Micromonas commoda, 1161 nucleotides long. RefSeq lists its product with no specific name. The transcript has a single exon. The record is from RefSeq and is a predicted model, not a curated record. Bases 1 to 1161 code for a protein of 386 amino acids. NCBI's taxonomy places the organism in Eukaryota, Viridiplantae, Chlorophyta, Mamiellophyceae, Mamiellales, Mamiellaceae.